AUGGACAGUAGUAGUGGCGGCACUACUACUACUACUACUACUACAGACAGUGGUGGCGGUGAUAAAGAAACUGAUGUCAAAUGGUUGCAACAGUUAGGCUCAGUGGUCAACACCCAUACCAAUGGUCAUGUUGUCGAUAGCCAUCAUCAUCACCACCACAACAGUAUCACUACUACUACCACCACUACCAACAACAACAACAACAGCACAUCCAUCCUAAGCGCCAACAAUACCAACAAUAGAAAUAUGAAACUAAUGGAUUUGGACGACUUUCUACACGGUAUUGGUAUACAUAUGCCGGCGGCACCGGUAGUGGCAGUACCGACGGCACUAUCCACAACCGAAAACAACAAUAUAGCCGUCGGUGAUGGUGGUGGUGGUCAUCAUCAUCAUCAUCAUCAUCAGCAUAGCCCACAUCAUAACUAUAAUAAUCAUCACGAGUGCAAUGGCCAUCACCAACAACAGCAGCCAUUGGCUGUUGAAGCACUGGAACAGCUAUACGAUGACAACAACAACAACAACGCUGAGGACAGUCGUCCACUAAUACAGUCGGCACCGGCACCGCCACCAGCACUACUUAAGCCAGUGGUUGUCGACCUCCUGAAACCACAGCCGAUCGUACAUAAGUCAAAAAAACAGAUAACACCCGACGAUGCCAAAGAUGAUAGGUAUUGGUCGAAACGGGCAAAGAAUAACUAUGCGGCCAAACGGUCGCGUGAAAGUCGCCGUCAACGGGAAAACCAGAUCGUGUUGAGGGCUAACUAUUUGGAACGGGAGAACCAGUCGCUCAGGAAAUGUCUGAAACAGCUGGAAGAGGAGAAUCUGGAGUUACGCAAACUGUACCAACGAUGCUGACACUAUACCCAU
Oppia nitens is the source of this 867-nucleotide messenger RNA. Its product is annotated as cyclic AMP-responsive element-binding protein 5-like. Bases 1 to 855 code for a protein of 284 amino acids. Lineage: Eukaryota; Metazoa; Arthropoda; Arachnida; Sarcoptiformes; Oppiidae. The transcript has a single exon. Gene Ontology annotation, cellular component: nucleus. Gene Ontology annotation, molecular function: RNA polymerase II cis-regulatory region sequence-specific DNA binding; DNA-binding transcription factor activity, RNA polymerase II-specific. Gene Ontology annotation, biological process: regulation of transcription by RNA polymerase II. The record is from RefSeq and is a predicted model, not a curated record.